This is a messenger RNA of Ostrea edulis (European flat oyster), 6309 nucleotides long. Its product is annotated as neurogenic locus notch homolog protein 2-like. Gene Ontology annotation, biological process: establishment or maintenance of epithelial cell apical/basal polarity; heterophilic cell-cell adhesion. Gene Ontology annotation, cellular component: plasma membrane; protein-containing complex. The record is from RefSeq and is a predicted model, not a curated record. Lineage: Eukaryota; Metazoa; Mollusca; Bivalvia; Ostreida; Ostreidae. The transcript is spliced from 32 exons. The coding region runs from base 1275 to 6038 and encodes 1587 amino acids. Gene Ontology annotation, molecular function: calcium ion binding.
UGCAUUCACAAUGGUAAGAUCCAGGUGUAUUAACACAUCUACCUUGGUGUUCACACGGACUACUUCGACAUUCGUUAAUAUCUGUAGUUUAAGAUAAAUAACUCUUUAUUUAGUAAAUUAACGGCCUUCUGAAGAGGUGGAUAUCAGUUUAGAGGUGAAGGUUUACCUUUUUCACACGUGCUUCCUGUGAAACCUGAUGGACAUGUACACGUAAAUCCAGUCGGGUUCUCGUGACACGUUCCUCCAUUUUUACAUUUUGUGCCAUCACAUUUUUAUAUUUCUGAAAUUCAUUAUUCCUACACCGUUAACAGUGCAAUUUUCCCCUACUUAUUCGGUUAUUGAAAAUAAUUUUUAUGACAAUAGAUAGUAACUAUGUGUUAAAAGGAGAAAACAAUUGAGAGAAAUAAAAAGAUUUAGAAACACAAAUUGUAUAUAAAAUAAUUUAUAGAACACUUAUGUAUAUAUUUAAAGUUUAAACUUUAUUUUACGAUGAUUAACAAACAAGUUCUACAACUUAUUUUAAUGCUUCUCGUCGGCUCAAUUUUUAGUGUGAAUGGGGCAUUGGGGUGGGAGGAAACUGGAGUACCCAGAAGAAACCCACAUGUCCGAACGGGCGACCACAAUACCCUCUCACGUACAACUACUGCCGCAGCGGUGAGAAGCGAGUGCGUUAACCAACACGCUACAUGGACACCUAUUUAAUGCAUAGGAGUAGAAGUAAAAACUUAUGUGUGCAGUGCUUGAUGUAGUCUGCACAGCAAUCUUUGAUACCAACACAGGCUUCGUCACAGUAGCACGCGCCGUAGCCGGGACGAUACAGAUACGGUCCCCAUGCGUUACAAGGGCUGUUGAAACCGGAACAGCAGAAUCCAGCUCAAUUAAAAACGCGUCCUUGUGAUUGAAUUUAUUGAAAUCAUGAUAAUGCAACGUUAACAAUACCUGUUAUAUAUUUCACAGUUGGUGCCGAUUUGUUUUCCAACAGAUUGUUGGAAGACCUGAUCACCAAAGACUACGAAGGUAUUGUCGAUGAGGAACUCCAGCAUCCUUUUUAAUAUCAACUUGAGAGUAAUUUGCUGUGUUUAACAAUUUAGCAAGAGUUUAGUAACCUGCAUACACUUCUCCUUGAAUGCUUCCUUGUGGAUAGACAAUUUUUGUCUCAUCAUCCGUUCAGCCCUCCAAUGGUCUCUCUUGGCAAAAUGAAGAUCGUCGGUAAACCAUGGAGUGCUUGGGCGUAAAGUGAUCUCCAUUAAUUGUUUAGAGUACGUAACUUUGCUAUGGCGGUGCUGCAUCUCAUGAUAACAACAUCGUUAUUGAUGUUUUGGCCGGGGGUGGACAGUGGAUCUUGUAGAGAGUCCAGCUUGUGUUGUACAGGACACAACCAGACCUGUCACUCCAAUGGACCGCCGACUGACCACUGUUAUUGUGAUGAAGUCUGUCUAGAGCUGGGGGAUUGCUGCGUGGAUUUUCUCAUCACCUGUUUUAAAAGAGAAAUAUCAACUAGAGCUCACAGAAAUCGAAGAUCAGCGGGAAUGAAGUGCGAGCCUGUGGACCUUAUGAUAGUAAUGGAUGAGUCUGGAAGCAUCCGAGUGGAAAACUACAAGAAUAUGCUGAAAUCUAUCCAUGACUUGCUGAGAAACUUCAAAAUUGGAACUGAUGACAUGAGAGUGGCUAUGAUCAAGUUCAGUCACUAUAGUAGCCGUGUGUUCAAUUUCCAGGAUUAUGGAACUUUUUCGGAAAUAAGUUCCGCCGUGAUGAAGAUGGAGGAGACGUAUACAGGUGGUGGUACUGAUACGGCAGCUGGUCUGCGUCUAGCACUUUCAACUGCAGCUAGCUCUAAUCGUCCUAAUGCAGCCAGCGUAGCUGUCGUUUUAACUGACGGGUAUUCAAACAAUCAAGUAGAAACCAUACGAGAAGCAGAAUGCCUUCACAAGACAAAUACCAAAGUAUUUUCUGUCGGCAUAGGACAAAACAUUAACUUGAAAGAACUGAAAAUUAUAGCAAGUGAUCCUGACUCGGAAUUCCUGGUGACUACAUCCUUUACUGCCUUGUACAACAAACUUCAGGACUUUAAAAAUCAACUUUGUCAAGACAUUGACGAGUGUCAAUCCAGUCCUUGUGGGCAAGGAGUAUGUCAAAACACAAUAGGGUCGUACUCCUGCAGAUGUAAUAUUGGUUGGACAUCAUCUCAUUGUAACAAAGACAUUAAUGAAUGUAGAACCUACCCAUGUGUCCAAGGACAUUGUACAAAUACCCCAGGGAGUUAUACCUGUACCUGCUACACGGGGUUUACUGGGCACUACUGCGAAAAGGAUAUAAACGAAUGUCUCCAUAUUCCAUGCCAGCACGGUACGUGUCACAACUCUCCGGGGUCGUACAGCUGCACGUGCAACAGUGGCUGGUCUGGUUUCAACUGUGAUACAGAUAUCAAUGAGUGCCUUACCUCACCAUCUGUGUGCUGCAAUGGUGUCUGUCAUAAUACAGCAGGGUCGUUUUCGUGUGGAUGCCAAGCGGGAUGGACCGGAAGAGCGUGUGAAAUAGACAUAAAUGAGUGCGAAUCAACAGUCUGUGAAAAUGAAGGACAGUGUUUCAACUUACCCGGAAACUUUCAAUGCCGAUGUCGUGAAGGGUUUAGCGGACCACUCUGUCAGAAUGAUCUGAAUGAGUGUGUGUCCUCACCUUGUAAAAAUGGAGGAGUAUGUCGAAAUUACCCGGGAGGAUUUGUUUGUGAUUGUAAGAAAUACAAAGGAUAUUCCGGAAAACAUUGUGAAGAAGAGUUAGAUGAAUGUACGUUGUCAUCUCCGUGUCAAAACGAAGGAAACUGCAGCAACAGUGCGGGAGCCUACAGAUGUUCUUGUCCGCCAUCUUGGAAAGGAGAACUCUGCCAAUUCCAUUUGGAUGUACAGAGUGCAUGCAUCUCCUUGCCCUGUCUGAAUGGAGGAAGUUGUGUCUCUGUAAAUUCAUCUUUUGUAUGUGUCUGUCCAGAGGGCUUUACCGGAUCACUGUGUGAAAAUGAGAUUGAUGAAUGUCUGACUAAUCCAUGUGACAACAAUGCUACAUGUCAAAACACAAAUGGCAGCUUUAUUUGCGAAUGUACCAAAGGUUAUCAGGGGAAAUACUGCACGGACGAUAUAAAUGAGUGUGCAUCUUCCACGUGUAAAAACAAUGGAUAUUGCAUCAAUUUGGAUGGAGGAUUCUCCUGUGUUUGUCAGCAUGGAUUUGAGGGCCUACUGUGUGAAAAAGGACCGUGUGAUAAUCAUACUUGUUACAAUAAUGGUACAUGCAUCUCCCAUGGAUCGUCUAAAUCAUGCGCUUGUACGGCGGGGUAUACUGGAGAAGAUUGUUCACACGAUAUAGAUGAAUGUGUUUACCAGCCUUGUACUGAAGACUCCACAUGCAAUAACACUAUUGGUGACUACGAGUGUCUUAUGUGUACUACCGAGGAUAAUUGUAUCAGAGAUUACAAUGGGUGUCACCAACUGCCUUGCCUAAACGGAGGUCUUUGCACAGCUAACAAUUUUACAUUUUCUUGUAUGUGUACAAAUGGAUGGGCGGGAGCAACAUGUGAAACAAUGUCUGAUUCUUGCAUUAAUGCAACCUGUCUCAACAAUGGAACCUGCUUGUCGAAAUCAGGAAACUUUUCUUGUGUCUGUCCUCCAGGAUACCAGGGUGAAUUCUGUCAAUCGGACGUUGAUGAGUGUGCAUUAUCUCCCUGCUGGAACAAUGGAAGAUGCAACAAUUUACCAGGAGGAUUCCUGUGUAACUGUUCCGCUAGUUAUCAAGGAGACUAUUGCGAAAUUGGAGCUGACGCUUGUUCGUCCCAGCCAUGUAUUAACGGUAGAUGUAGCCCGAUCCCUGGAUCGUUCACAUGUCAUUGUAAAGCAGGAUGGACGGGUUCAAUUUGUGAUCAAGAUAUAGACGAAUGUGAACUAGAUAUAUGCGGGUUCCAUGGGACUUGCUCUAACAGUAACGGAUCAUAUUUUUGUAACUGCACUGACGGUGUUACGGGUCAGAAUUGUGAUACAGAUUUUGAUGAAUGCGAAAGCGACCCUUGCCAAAAUGGUGGGUAUUGCAUGAACCUGUUCCGUGGAUAUAAAUGUGUGUGUUUGCCCGGGUACAAUGGAACGGACUGUGAGCUGGAUGUGGAUGAAUGUCAAGAACAGAUUUGUAAUAAUAAUGGAACAUGUGUCAAUACCCAUGGAUCAUCGUACUGUUCUUGUGUAGCGGGAUGGAUGGGAAAUAAAUGCCAGACAGAUAUCAAUGAAUGCUCUAUAAGCGGAUGUGCUAAUGAUGGGACGUGUGUCAACAGCAAUGGCUCUUUUCUCUGUCUCUGUACUCAGUACUAUAAGGGACAUCAUUGUGAAGAAGAUGUCAAUGAAUGUGCUGAAAAUCCGGGAAUCUGUGCAAAUGGAGGAACUUGUGAAAAUCUCUGUGGUAGUUAUAAAUGUCACUGUACCGAGGGUCACGGGGGAACCCAUUGUGAUGAAGAUAUUGAUGAAUGCAAAGAAUACAAACCCUGUCAAAAUGGAGGAAAUUGUACGAACACAAAGGGGUCAUUCUUCUGUACGUGUACAUCAAAUUGGACUGGGGCAAAGUGUGAUGAGGAUGUGAAUGAGUGUCGUCAAAGUCCAGGAAUAUGUAACCAUGGCGACUGCUACAACUUUAAUGGUGGUUUCGCCUGCUCCUGUCACACCGGGUACAUCGGGGUAAUCUGUGACACAGAUGUUGAUGAAUGUUUUUUUGAGCCAUGUAAGAACAAUGGAUCUUGUGUUAAUACACCCGGAUCAUUUCACUGUCAGUGUGUGGACGAUUGGGAUGGACCAUUAUGUGAAACUGAUCUGUGUAAAACUGAAGCUGCCAGAUUAGUCUUCGUCGUGGAUUCUUCCUAUAGUUCCCAAGGAGAAAUAUUCAGAAAACAACUGCAAUAUAUCAUCGACGCCAUUCUACGAAUAACGAUCUCCGACGAAAAAUUCAAAGUCGCUGUCAUUUCGUAUGGUACAAAGUCAAACGUGGCCAUUGACUUUGACUCCUAUCAAAACAAAACGGAACUUCUUGAGCAAAUCAACAAUGUCAGUUUUAUCAACGGGACAACAAAUAUGGCGUCGGCUUGUAGUGCAGUCAAGAGAAUAUUGCCAUUAACUCCCCAUGGUUACCAGUUCGUAUUUCUCUUCACGGAUGGGAUGCCUACAACUUUGAGUACUGCAGUCAAUUCUAUUAGUGAUUUAAGAACAUAUUUGAAAAGAUCACAAGAAUGGAAUGAGGUAUUUCUUGUGGCGUUUGGUGACGACGUCAGGCAUGAAGGAUUUACGAUGUUGUCGGGGGAUCGGCGUUACAGCGAUGUGUACCCUAGCACUGAUCUGGAACCGUUGUAUCAAGUGUUCAAGAGAAGGGUCAACGUAAAAUGUAAAGCCUGCAAGGUAAGACGGGAUAUGGAUUUAGUUUUUGCUUUGGAUACAUCUUCCGCUCAGUCACCGUCUACUUACCUUGCAUGUCGUGGUAUAUUUCAACAACUUCUUCAAUCCAUGGAUGAGUUCGUUUUCUUGGGUCCCAACCUCAUACAAAUAGGUGCUGUUCACUUCUCUGAUGAAGCCUCGUACUUCUUACCAAUGAAUUUUACUCACGAUAUAGAUACAUUUGCUAGCACUUUUCAGGACUCAAAACAAGAUGAUUAUAACAGUACAUCGCGCUUAUCGAACGCACUUCGGUUUAUUCAGCGAGAAAUGCUUUCAAACAAACGGGGGACUAGAAACAGUGCUUUGAAGUAUGUUAUUUUGGUAUACAAUGGAUUUGACAAAAAUGCUACGGAUUCAUUCAGUGUUGCAGAAGACAUGAUUAAUAAGGGAAUAACCUUGAUUUCAAUAGGUGUCGGUACGAAUUACAAACACGAAGAUGUGUUAAAAAUGAGUUCCAGUCCUUUUCAUGCAUAUCUAACGGAACAAGACACAUCAACUAAUCAGUGGACUUUGCUUAAUUCUGAGUUGGAAUUCAUAAAAAAGGUUACCAAUAGUCGUCUUCAAUGUACAAACAGAGUGAAUGCCUGAACGCAAAAACGCUGUUUUAUAUGAAAUUCGUCAUUAUAAACGGGGGUAUUUUUCUACUCUCAAUUUUUAGAUCAAUAGGUUUAAUGAUUUUGUAAAUAUCUUGUUGUAUUUGUAUUGCUUUCUACCAUGAACAGUUUCAUUUCUACCUUUUACAUCAAACAUCGUGCUCUUCGUCAUCUUUUGUUUGCUUUAUCUUAAAAUGUAAGGCGUGUUUUGUAUAUUAAUACAUUUAUCUUUAUAUGCUAUAUAAUAAAGGAUGAUAGUAAGCCAU